Molecule: messenger RNA, 2729 nt
Organism: Vidua macroura (Pin-tailed whydah)
Lineage: Eukaryota; Metazoa; Chordata; Aves; Passeriformes; Viduidae
Gene: KATNAL1
Product: katanin catalytic subunit A1 like 1
Exons: 13
Coding region: 187-1665 (492 amino acids)
Biological process (GO): microtubule severing
Cellular component (GO): microtubule; microtubule cytoskeleton
Molecular function (GO): microtubule binding; ATP binding; ATP hydrolysis activity
Source: RefSeq, a predicted model, not a curated record
CCCCGGCCCCGCUCUGACAGAGCCGCAGCGCUGCGCCCCCUCCCCGCGCCGCUCCCGCCCGCGGACACGCACCCCCGGCUCUCCCAGGGAUUUAUAUCUGGGUGAAUGUCAGGGACCCCCACACAUACUGAGUCAGAGAACAAGGGAAAGGAACUGAUGCUCUUUAUCUGUGAUUUCUGAGUAAAGAUGAAUUUAGCAGAGAUUUGUGAUAAUGCCAAAAAAGGAAGAGAAUAUGCACUCCUUGGGAACUAUGACUCUUCUAUGGUAUAUUACCAGGGUGUCAUCCAGCAAAUCCAGAGACAUUGCCAGUCGAUCAGAGAUCCAGCAAUUAAGGGCAAAUGGCAACAGGUCCGACAAGAAUUAGUUGAAGAAUAUGAACAAGUUAAGAGCAUUGUCAAUACUUUGGAGAGUUUUAAAAUGGACAGACCUCCAGAUAUCUCUGUAUGCUGUCAAGAUGAGCCUUUCAGAGAUCCAGCUGUCUGGCCUCCUCCUGUUCCAGCUGAACACAGGGCUCCACCUCAGAUAAAACGUCCCAACCGAGAUGGGAAAUCUUUGAAGAAAGACUCCCCAGGACUUCAGCCCCGCGGGCCCAUGGGCAGAGCACACGUGGUGUCCAAGGGGGAGAAAUCUUCAGGCAGCCGUGAAAGGGAGUCCAGAGCCAGAGGAAGAGAUGACAAGGGAAAGAAAAUACCCCAGGAAUUUGGUGAUGGGGAAAUUCCAAAAUUUGAUGGAGCAGGUUACGACAAAGACCUGAUCGAAGCUCUUGAAAGAGACAUUGUGUCAAGGAAUCCAAGCAUUCACUGGGAUGACAUAGCGGAUUUGGAAGAAGCCAAGAAAUUAUUAAGAGAAGCUGUUGUUCUUCCAAUGUGGAUGCCUGACUUUUUCAAAGGGAUCAGAAGACCUUGGAAGGGUGUGCUGAUGGUUGGUCCUCCUGGCACUGGCAAAACAAUGCUAGCAAAAGCUGUUGCUACAGAAUGUGGGACAACAUUCUUCAACGUGUCUUCCUCCACACUGACGUCUAAAUACAGAGGCGAGUCUGAGAAGCUGGUCCGCCUCUUGUUUGAAAUGGGUGACUUGAAAGCUCAUAUUAAAGAGAUACAGACUCCACAAGAAGCAGAUAAUGGAGAUUUGUGCAGUUUUAUGCAGGUUCAUUGUGGUAAGCUCAGGAUAGGAAAGCUUUUGAUCUCUUUGCAGUCCUCACUUGGGGUAGGUGGUGCUCUGGAGAACGAUGACCCUUCCAAGAUGGUUAUGGUAUUAUCUGCUACAAAUUUUCCCUGGGAUAUUGAUGAAGCUCUCCGACGGAGACUGGAGAAGAGGAUCUAUAUACCUUUGCCCACAGCAAAAGGCAGAGCAGAACUACUGAAGAUUAAUCUUCGGGAAGUAGAACUAGAUCCUGAUAUCAGCCUUGAAGAAAUUGCUGAGAAGAUUGAAGGCUAUUCUGGUGCUGACAUCACUAAUGUUUGCAGGGAUGCAUCUUUAAUGGCAAUGAGAAGACGUAUUAAUGGCUUAACUCCAGAAGAGAUUCGUGCACUUUCUAAAGAAGAGCUUCAGAUGCCGGUUACCAAGGGGGACUUUGAGCUGGCUCUGAAGAAAAUCUCCAAAUCUGUUUCUGCUGCAGACCUGGAGAAGUAUGAAAAAUGGAUGGCAGAGUUUGGAUCUGCUUAAUCUCAGUGACAGCUUUCCUUUGCUGGAGUUUUAUGGUUUUUGUUGUUCUCACUUUCAAAAUGAGUUAGAAAUCUUUUUAAAGGUUUAAUAAAAGGUCUGCCUCUGCCCUCAUCCCACCCCUUUCUGGUGACAGGAUGUUUUAAGCUAUUUGCCUUUAAAGGGAAUGAACACAAUAAUGAGCUGAUACUGUAAAAGAUAUUUUAUCUCUGAAGCAGAAAAAUAAGACAAACAGGAAGGGAAAAAUCAUACUUCUGAGGGUAGUCUUUUUAUUUUUCAAAUCAAGAGCAGUGUUACUUAACUUCCUCUUAGUCAUUUUUUAUGGCUGGAGUCAAUAAAUCAGCUGGGGGAUGUGACUCCAGAGGAACAGACAAGGGCUUGCUGUACCCUCCCUGCUCUUAAGUGCUGCUUCUGCCUCCCUUGAAUGUGGCAUCCAAGUUAUUAUUCUUUCUCUCUGUGCUCAGAUAUUCAGAGCAAAGCCUGUGGAUUAAUUGGCAUUACACAGAGGAAAUGAGGAUCAGUUUUCCAUCAAGACAUGGGCCUGACUCUCCUCUCAUGUACUCCCAUUUGGAAUUAAUGUCACUUCAGGCUGUUAUCAGUGUUACCUGCAAUGAUUUCUGAAUGGGAAUGAGAGGGAAAGAAAAAGGCAUGGAUUGUUCUCAGUCCGGUUUAUGCUUGUUCUCUGAACAUAGUUUGAACCUGUUUGACAAGUAGGCACUUUGACUUAGGUUAUAACUUGCACUUUUAUGCUUGUGUAUCAUCUUGUGCUUUGUCUGUGCUAUCUAAAUGUAAUUGUUAUUACUAUUAUUAUUAUUAUUAUUAUUUUAGUAUUAAGAGUUUAAUAAAGACACUAAUUUAAAGGCUGUAUUUAAAACACAAUGCUGUCCUUAGAACAAAUGGCUGUGAACUUUCACUUCUGAUUAGAUACUAAUUUCUUCCUAGCAUUACUAGGCAAUGGGACUUUUACCUUUUUAUGUUGUAGAACUGUUCAUGCUUUUUUUUUUUUUUUGAUGAAGAUUUCUUAAAAAUGUAUAAAUGUUACUGGUUUAAUAAUAUUUAUAAAAUAA